Molecule: messenger RNA, 3715 nt
Organism: Aplysia californica (California sea hare)
Lineage: Eukaryota; Metazoa; Mollusca; Gastropoda; Aplysiida; Aplysiidae
Source: RefSeq, a predicted model, not a curated record
UGGGUCCCAGAGCAUAUUAGCGGCCCUGUCGAGAAUGAAAUCGAGACUGCAAAAUAUGCCUUCCUACUUCCUACUGUAACGCCGGGUGUUAUGUGUUCAGGGGCUAUUCCGUGGGCCUUGUCACCGGGCAGCACUGUUUGCGCAGAUUGUUAGCUUUGUGAGAGACUGUUCAAACUGAAGGGUGGUGGACACACUUGUUAUAUGAGACAUGGCACAGCCGUCAGGGGGUUCCAGGCUGCUUACCACAAGCCCAUUUCCAGCUAGAGGAAAGACUGCGAGAGGAACUUCAAGAGACUGACUGUGGUGUAGAUGGCUAUAAUUUGUUUUCAUCAUGAAGAAGCAAAGAAUCAAAAGAAAGGAAAAGAUUCAUUUUGCCCGGUUUGUUGUUGAAAAUGGUGGCUCAAGAGACACGUCAACGCGUGAAACAAUUACAGAAACUCCCAGAGAGGAAGAAGAGAGAAGUGGGAACAGAACACUUUACAACAUCACUUCUCAAACGAGACCGGCACAGAACACACUGUUGAGAUACGCUCAUCGAGGGACGACGUCACAAGUGGCUAGCUCAACAACAACAAGUGACAGUGAAGGGCAUGUUGCUCAAGUAGACGGCAAAAACUUCCAGUAUCUAAUGGACGUCUACUUGUCCAAAUAUGAAGACAUUGCAGAUGCACAGUCAUCGAAUUUCCCUUCUCUGCGAUGGAGACAAAUAGAAGCGACAUUCACUGCUACACGUGGAAACCCCUUAUCGUUCAGGCCCACCUCCCACAGACAGACGUCCUGGUGUGGGCCGACUCCUCCGUCCGCUUCAACGACUCAGCCACAGACCAACUGUUCGCCCCAGUCCUGGACACAGGAUUCCUCAUUACUCUGUCAGACAGAUAUGGUCGUCCUGUGGCCCACAACACAGCCUCGGACACGUUCCGCUAUUUCGGAAUGGACCCUUGCUCUGUAGCAAACUUCCAGGAAAUGGAAGCAAGUUUCAUGGCGUUUCAUAAUGAACCAUUUAUUGAACAUGUGCUCGUUUCCAGUUGGGCUUCGUGUGCUCUCGACCCUCUAUGUAUGUGCCCUAGAGGGUCGCUCGGCAUGUUGCACUGUGAUGGGGGGCUCAGGAAGUAUGCAAAAUGUCACCGAUUUGAUCAGUCAGCUAUUACUUUAAUUACCCUAGCACUAUUUCAGAACCACUAUUCAACAUUUUUCUUUAAUCAUUCGUACUUCCAAAUAAACCGAGGACACAAGUCAAAAUAUUUUCACUUCUUGGAAACAAAUGUGGACAAAAAGAUAUGAACAGUCUUUACUUAGUAAGUUAGAGAAAUGUGGUAUUGGUAAGUUGGAAGUUAUGCUACUUUAAAAUGUCAAUUGAAUACGCAGGUACAUAACUAUUCUUUGUAAAGUGUGUGUGAGACUGUGUAUUUAUUGUGAGUGCAUGUGUGUGAUUGAGUGAGUGUGAGAGUAUGUGAGUAUGUGUGGGUCUGUGUGUGUGUGUGAGUGUGUGUGUGUGUGCGUGUGCGUGAGAGAGAGAGUGUGUGUGUGUGUGGGUGUGGGUGCAUGUGUGCAAGCGUAAAACAGACUAGAACUACAGGUUAUGCAAAUAUACAAGUCAAUGGUGUCAAAAGACAAUAUUCAUCACUAUCACGCUAGUUGUUUUUGUUUUCAAAAUUAUAAUUACACACGUUCUUUUUGUUUUGUUUGCUUUUUUCUGGCAAACUGUGUUGUUCACCUUGGAUUUGUGCAUUUUUAGCAAACACUGUGCAAGUAGCUGAGAAUAAAAAAAGAGAAACUGCAUACGGUACCUCUCCGACACGAUGGUGUGAAGUUUUUAGUAUAUAUUCUAAGUAACCCAUUUAAUAAAAUGCAUAAUACAGAGUUUGAACAGUAUCUAGAGAACCCUAAAUGGGUAAUUAAAACAAAAUUAAAGGGGAAAACCACACCAGACUAAGACUAAAGCUCUCUAACAGACACCAACGAUAAAAUAAAUAGGUCUCUGUUCAGAAUUUCAUGUUUGAGAAUUUGAAUGGAUUAAAUUUAGCAAAUGGGAUCUUUUUAAUCCUUUGCAAUUAAAACCAAAAUUCACAGACAAUAAAAUGGAGGAUAUAUAUCCCAAAAGCUGAUAUAAUCCCUUUUCUGUUUUUGACCCUUUCACUAUUCCCUUGUACUUGUCUCCAUAAAUUAUCAGAGAAACCCUGAGGUGUGGAUAUAAUAUAAUGAACUGUCCUUGGAUACAAAUCUUACUGCCAAAAUGUUGAACCAAAUACCAUUGGUGAAAGAGAAACACACCAGCCUUCAAAGAAUGAAAUGCAACAGGAACACAUUGUACGCUACUACAGAAAUACAAAAUUAACAAAACCAAAAUAUCAAAAUAGAGCAAAGUUUUAUUUUUGUAGCCAAGAAAUCAAUGUUCCCACAAUUUGUAAGUCAAAGCAAAAUUAUAAACAUGUAUGCAUUAGGGGUUAGGAAACGAAACAACAGUGCAACAGGACUGUCAAAAACAGAAGCAAAGAGAAAUCAAAAGAGGUGAAAUGUAUACAUGAAAUAUUAAAUAAUAUCCACCAUACAGAGGCAAACAAUAAAUGUGAGAAUAACAUUCUUGUCAGUCCACUAUCAGUCUAUCCAGAAUACAAAUAUUUUCACUUCUAUUUUUCAGGAGGCUAUGUGCAUCUGCCAAAGAGUAAUAUUAAUAUAAUCAAUACAAUGUUCGUAAACAAAGACCACAUUUAAAAGGUAGAAAAAAAAAACUCUAGUGGUUGAGACUUGUCUGUGAUUUUGCGAAGAAAGUAAACAAUUUAAAAACAGAACACAAUGACACACACAGAAGAGCUACGGUACCACAUAAUGGAAGGUAUGAAGAAACUGAACAAGCAAAAUUUCCCAGUAAACCAGGUUCUGCUUUUGCAAAGAAAAAAUAAAAUAACUGAAACAAGCACUAGAAUAAUCUAGGUCACCAUAUUCUCACUUUGUCCCACUUGCAAAGUAUACAGUCUCGCACACACAUAGGCGGCAGCAAAAUAGAUGAGAUGCAGUAAUCUUUUUGUAAUGUACAAAUUUCUCUUGGAACAUUUUUAACUCUUUUUCUUCUUCUUAGGAAAACAAGGUUGGGCAGAGUCAAACCUAAAAUGUGUGCAAACCAUAUGGAGUGGUUUUAAAAGUUAACAAUUCAAUUUUACAUUCCAGAUCGUCUUCGAAGGAGGAAAAUGUGGAUUUUAAAUAAGCUUCUUUCUUUUUCUCUCCAAAGCAUUAUCAGAUCAAUAAUGUCAACAGAGCUCGACAACAAAAAUGUGAUCUCUUUCAUAGAUCUUCUGGUGACUUUGACAUUUAUGACAUCUUUUUCUAUUAAAUUCAUCUAUACAGAAAGGAAGCCAACAAGACUGGAUCCCUUCAAAAGAUCUAGUGAGAAGGCAACAGGGUGAAAAAGAAUAGCCUUUCAAAGAUAACAACCUGAUGCCCUUUUCAAUGUCCUCAGACUCAAGUCAAUUUGAUUUGACAGGAAUAAUAAUACUGAGAUGUUUGCAUUACACUAAUUCAAAUAAUAACUUUCAUUUUCUUUUAACCAAAAUCUAAUGUCCAAUUAACAGUCAAUUAGGCUGCUGAUAAAACAAUUUUUGCAAUUACUGUGUUCAAAUUUGAGGAGGGGGGGGGGACAAAUUUUGAGUGGACAUAACAAUUUUCAAUGAAAAUGCUGUUCAAUGAGAAACAACAAGAUUAGUUCCUUUUACCUAGA